Molecule: messenger RNA, 3149 nt
Organism: Heterotrigona itama
Lineage: Eukaryota; Metazoa; Arthropoda; Insecta; Hymenoptera; Apidae
Source: the annotation of a GenBank genome assembly
AUUGUAUGAUUCUAAUGAAUAAUUAAAAAAUAAUAAACAUGAAUUAAUAACUAUAUGUUUAAUAUUAUAUAUAUUGUUUUCUUGAAGAAACAAGGUCUGUAUUAAUUUAUCACUGUAGAUUAUAAGGUUAAGUAAUUCAAAUAAAUCGUGAAGCACACUAUAUUAAAUUUGGUAGCAAAUGUCAAUUUAUCAUGAUAAAUAUUUUAUUGAAAUGUGUAAAUCUUUUAAAAGUUCACUUAAAAGUUGUGAUAUUAAUUGAAAACAAAAAAAUGAUACAUUUUGUAUCUCAACAAUGUUAUAAAUCAUGUAACAUAUUAAAAAGGAAUGUAAUAGUAAAUAGUGUCAAAUCAUAUCAACAAGAAUUGAUAAAUAAAAAAUUUGAUAACAUGUGUAGUAGUAUGGAAAUUCAUAAAUGUAUAUGGAGGACAGAAAUGGCAAAUGUUAUUGAUAAUUAUAAGAUGCUUUCUUUACUUUACUGGUGUAAUAAUGUAACUGACUGUUUAUCAGCAGAUAAAGUAAACUUUGGAAAAUCAUUAUGGAUACUUUUACAUGUGUGCAAUUUCGAGAUAUCUAUAGCCCAUUAUAAUGCACUUUUAAGUUUAUACGUAAAAAAUGAAUAUAAUUUUUCAAUUAUGGAAUUAUUAAUGGACAUGAAAUCUAAACAAAUUUAUCCAAAUAGUACUACAUAUGAUAUAUGUAUAAAAUAUUGCUGUAUGAAAGGAAAUAUUGACACAGCAUUAAUGCUUUUUAAAGAUAUGAAAACUGUACGUUUUGAUGCAACAGAAUCUACCUUUAAUUUAUUAAUGUUAGGAUAUUCUAAAUCUGGAGAUAUAGAAAAUGUAACUAAAAUUUUAGACCAUAUGGAAAAACACGAAUUGCAGUCAACUACUGAAACAUAUGCUGUUCUUAUAUCCACUUAUGCUGAAUUAAAUAAUAUUGUUAAAAUCAAAGAAAUAAUUCAGAUGUGUAAUUUAAAAAACAUACAUUUCUGUAAUAAUAAUAUUUUAAAUAUAAUUUAUAUAUUAGCAAAAAAUAAUAACAUCCAAGAUGUUCAAAGUAUGUAUAAAUAUUUAAAAAAAAAAAAUACCAUUUCAAAUGAGGAAAUAGAUGUUAUAUUAAAGUUAAUAAGUAUCAAUCACAUACAUAUAGCUAUGACAACACUUUCAUAUAUAGGUUUACAUGAUAAACAUCCACAAUUUGGAAAUGUCAUAAGAUUAAUUUUAGAACACAUAGUUGAUAAUAGCGUGAUGAUUAAUGACAUAAUAAAGUUACUUAUUACUUUUAAAAAUGAAAUAACAUUCAAAAAAUGUUUUUCAAUAUUAAUAUAUUAUUCGUUAAUGAAAAAUAAUGAACUGUCUCUUCCUUUACUGAAAAUAUUUAAAAAUUAUUGUUUGAUAAAACCACAUUACUUUUGGCCACUUUUAAUUAAUGAAGCAAUUAAAUAUAAUUUCCAAGGUAUUUUAGAUAUUCUUAAGAUCAUGAUCAAUGAUUUUAAUGUAUUACCUUGUAUUGAUACAAUUAGUGAAUAUGUUUUACCAUUUAGUUUUGGAGAAAUGUCCCACACAAAAAAUUUAUUAAUGAAAUAUAAUGUAAAUGAAACAAUGUUCAAUAAUGCUCAUGUAUUAUUACUAUUGAGAAAAAGAAAGCUAACAGAAGCUGCUACAUACAUGCAAUAUUCCAAAGGUGAAUACUUUUAUAAAAUUAUUGCUCCUAAUCUCAGAUAUGUUUCGUUAUUUAAAAACGAUUCACAAAAGUUUGUAAAUAUGAGUAAGAUCCUAGUAGAUUCUACAAAUUCUUCGGUAGAUUCAGAUCUAACAUUAAUAUUGAAUAAUAAAUCGUAUAAAACAACAUUUGUAUCUAUGGACAAACAGUUAUAUGAUUUUAUGAUUGAGUUUCCAUCUCAGAAAACAUGGUUUAUAAAUGUAAGAAAUUUUUAGAUUAUAAAUUUUGUAUAAAUUAUUGUCAUAAUUUUUUUUUAAGUUUAAAAAAAGAAAUUUUUCUUAAUUAUCUGAUAUUUCUCGACGAAUUGAAACUAAAAGUACAAGUUCAAGAGAUCACUAAUUUAAAAGUUAUAUCUAUGUACAUAAAAAUAAGCAUUUUUAGUGUAUUUUUUAUUAUUUUGAUGUUACUUUUUAUGUUACCGAUACAAUCUUUCAAUAUUAUGUUUUAUAAUUUGUAUUUGAAUUAGAUUUAUUUAAACCGCCCUAUAAUCUUACAGUUUUAACUUUUGAAUUAAAAAAAUCCUUUUCAUGUCAAAAAGAUCUUGUACAGGCCAUUCAAAUUAUGCAUAGAAACCAACAUGAUGUUAUAAUAAUUUAUAAAGUAUAACUUUUGAACUAAUUUCCUAAACUUAAAACUUGUACUUCUGGUUUCAACUUAUCGGAAACUACCAGGCAAUAAAAAAAAAAUCAAUAAUUUUUAAUCUCUGAAAGUAAAGUUUAACUAUCAUUUUCAUAAGAUGUUAAAAAUAUACUUUUUAUAAUUAUAUAAUUACAUAAUAGAAAAUAGUAAAAAUUAAAGAUAAUAAUCUAAUAAUUAAAAUUUUAUUGUUAUUUUUCUAGGUAAUAAAUAAAUUAAUGAAGUGCAACAUUACCUUAGAGACUGAAACAGUAGAAGAAAUACGUAAAUUUUUACAUGAAGAAACAACAAAUGACACAAUGUAUGUUCUCAAAAGUUUAAAAAAAUAAAAUAUUGUAAAAGUACUUGAAAAUUUUAAUUAAUUUCAAAUUGUAUAAUUUCCUUCCAUGUCUAUCAUAAUAUGUGAUUUAUUUAUUAUGUAAUUAAAAUUAUAGAUAAAUUAAAUAAGAAGAAAUUGAAUUAAUAGUAAUUAAAGGGAAGAUAAACAUUUUGUGCAAAUUAAUUGUUUGUUAUAUUUUUGGUCUUUUGAGUAUUUACAGUUUUCCGAAUUUUUUGUUGAAUUAUAGGUAUAAAAAAUAAAAGCAAUCCACUGAUAGUUAUCAUACCACCGGCAGUGAAAAAUCCAGGAUCAUAAGAUUGUAAUACAUCAUAUAGCCAUCCUAGAAACAUGAAUUAAAAAUAUGAAUGAAUAGCUAGAAUAAAAAUAAAACUUAUUUAAUCCUUUGAGCUUGGGAAACCUUUUAUCAGCAAAAUUUUUUAUUAUUUUUUAAAUGUACAGAAUUUAUAAUUAG